Fraxinus pennsylvanica is the source of this 489-nucleotide messenger RNA. Lineage: Eukaryota; Viridiplantae; Streptophyta; Magnoliopsida; Lamiales; Oleaceae. The record is from the annotation of a GenBank genome assembly.
AUGCACACCAUUUCUACCUUCAAAUUCAUCACAGUUUCUUCAACACUAUCAUCCUCCAAUCCAAGAAUUUCCACCGCAUGCCCUUUAUUUUCAAAGAGAUUCUCAUCAGGUAUCCAAAUUUUGUCUUCCAUUUCCACAUCGAGAAAGACCCCUUUUCAAUCAAAAUCAUCAGAAGAAGCAGAGGUAUCCGAAGCAGAGGAUGAGUGGCUUCAAAGGUUGCCGGAGAAAAAGAAACCAUUAUACGCUCACAGCUUGCCAUGCAUUGAGGCCUGGUUGAGAAGUCUUGGGUUUUAUCAGAGUAGAGAAGACAGAGCUGCUUGGUUUGUAGAGAAACCUGGCUGGCAUGCCAAACUCUCGCUUGAUGUCACUGAUCUUUGCAUAAGGUAUCUAAAGAGUGGACCAGGAGAGCUUGAGAAAGACGUUGAAAGGAGAUUUAGUUAUGCACUGAGUAGAGAAGAUAUUGAGAAUGCAAUACUUGGAGGGCCAUGA